Messenger RNA from Lactuca virosa, 583 nucleotides. Lineage: Eukaryota; Viridiplantae; Streptophyta; Magnoliopsida; Asterales; Asteraceae. The record is from the annotation of a GenBank genome assembly.
AUGGAUAACCAUUUGCUACCAAUGGAGAAUUGCUUCUCAUCUUUGUACAUAUAUGGGACUGUUUUCCGUGCGAUUCUAUUCUUGAACAAACCAAACGCCUACAUUCACUCGCCGUCGGCCUUCACGAUGGAUUGGCAAGGACAGAAGGUGGCAGAGCAAUUGAUGCAGAUACUGCUGGUGGUAUUUGCAGUUGCAGCAUUUAUAACAGGUUAUGUUGUGGGUUCAUUUCAACUGAUGUUGUUUGUGUAUGCUGGGGGAGUGGUGUUGACAACUUUGAUUACAAUUCCUAAUUGGCCAUUUUUUAACAAACAUCCUCUCAAAUGGUUGGAUCCGAGUGAGGCUGAAAAGCAUCCAAAACCACAGGUGGCUGUGACUUCGGUUUCAAAGAAGAAACCAACCAAGAAAUAGGCUAUGGCUAUUUUAUAUCAUAAUUGGGUCAAUUGAAAUGAAAUUUGUGUUUUUUUGGAUUUGGAAUGUGAGAAGUUUUAUUCAGUUUUUAAUGUUUAGCUUGAUAAAUAAUAUAAUAGCUUUUAUGCAUCGGCAAAAGAAAAUGGAAGAAAAAUAUUUUAAAUGAGUAAGAGCA